Mustela erminea (ermine) is the source of this 1730-nucleotide messenger RNA. It is a transcript of the gene IL3RA, whose product is annotated as interleukin 3 receptor subunit alpha. Gene Ontology annotation, biological process: cytokine-mediated signaling pathway. The transcript is spliced from 12 exons. Lineage: Eukaryota; Metazoa; Chordata; Mammalia; Carnivora; Mustelidae. The record is from RefSeq and is a predicted model, not a curated record. Gene Ontology annotation, molecular function: cytokine receptor activity; protein binding. Gene Ontology annotation, cellular component: external side of plasma membrane; membrane. The coding region runs from base 333 to 1706 and encodes 457 amino acids.
AGUACAGGGUGGUGACCCCGGCUUCCAGGGAAGGCGCGCAGGCAGACACGGGGGACGGGGUUCUCGUCUGGGUCGCUGACCUCUCCCUCCCGGCCCCCCGAGCCUCAUUGGGUCUGGGUUGUAGGGGCGGAGCCCCUGGCCGUGCCCAUAAAAAUCUUCAGAAGGGAGCGGCAGCUUUGGUUUCUCUUUGGGGACACUUCCCGGAGCACAGCUGGGAACAGGACUCGGAGACAGGAGUCUGGGGUCCGGAUCCCUCCAAGAGCUGGGUGCCUUUCCCAGGUGGGACCUUCAUCGACACCCAGCGUGCGGCCCGACGUGGGAGCUGCCUCGCUAUGGCCUUGCUGUGGCUCGCCGUGCUUCUGACGUCUGCGUCCGGCCUGCCGCGGUCACAGGAAGAUCACUAUUCACCGAUUAAGAACCUAAGGAUAGAGCCGGUGGAAAGGAGAUUGACCUGGGACCUCCAUGGAAAUGUUUCUGAAAUUAUGUGUUUCAUAAAUUCAAAAUUUAUCACUAAGGCCGUCAACCACAACCGUUACUGCCAGUUCCACGUCCUUCCCUCGUGUGAAGUGAAAAACUUCAGCAUCUCCUUGACCAAAGGCCCGCCGUUCUUGAUGGGGAUUCAGUAUCCUCUGCACGAAGGAAACCCUGAGGCGGCCGCACGGGGUCUGGACUGCCGGGUGCACGACGUGGACGUCCUGACGUGCAGCUGGGAUGUGGGCAGGGAAGCCCCCCAGGACAUCCAGUAUCACCUGUACUGGCAGGAGCUGACGACCCGCAGGGAGUAUGAGUGCCCAAAUUACGAAAUGGAUCCUCGGGGGAAACUCGUGCGGUGUCAUUUCAACGAUGUCUCCAGAUUGCCGAAACACCUCCAGAUCCUGGUGAGGGGCACAAGCCAAAGUGCCUGGAUCCCCUGCUCCGACCGCACUGUCGAAUUAUCAGAAAUCGAGAUAUUAAAUCCACCCAAUAUCACUGCAACGUGUAAUAAAUCCUAUUUGAUGAUGCAGUGGGAAGCGUGCAGCCACUUUAAUAACAGAUUUGAGUAUGAACUUCAGCUACAAAAGGGCAGUGACCCCGCCUACACGGAGAAGCUCCAGGAAAAGUUCUUUGAGCUGCACAAUCCCAAAAACUACGUGGUGAGACUAAGGGCCAAAGGUUUCUACCGCAAAAGCUGGAGUGACUGGAGUGCCCCGCGGCGCUUCGAGUGCGACUUCGAGGAGGACUCGCCGCGGCCCGACUGGCUGCUGGCAGCGCUGGUCUUGCUGGCCACGCUGCUGGUCCUGGGGCUCGUGAUCGCGCUGUGUGGAAGUUCUGGAUUCAGAGCCUGUGUCUGUCCUCCGAGGUACUCAGUGUUGCAGAAGCUCUUCCCUCCCAUCCCGCACAUGAAAGACCCCAUCACUGACAACCUUCAGAACAGCAAGUGGCCUGGGAGGGCAGCAGAGCAAGCCGGGAAGACUGCCCAGUGGCAGAGGUGCAGGUUUUGGGGGAGACAUGACAACGGACCUGAAACCUUCUCGACCGGCCCAGAUGCCCAUACAGCCUGGCUGCGGUUGGGCCGAGGGACGACCAGAUGGGGUGGGGGUAGAGGGACACCUCGGAGCGUGCUCCAUGGAGAAGCCACCAGCAAGGAAGCAGGGCUGUGUCGGGCUCAUUCAAUAAAUCAACGCUGUUUCCACCAGUGCUUGUACGCGGGGGGGGGGGGGCUGUAAGGAGUGGGGGAUGCCUACUGCCCA